UUCUGGCUCAGUCGCACACCGGCGCUUUGACCAGCGGAAGCUAUUCCGCAGUGGUUGACGGGAUUUGGUGAUGUGGCCCCCCCUUCCCUCCCCCCUUCCCGGGAUGUCGGAAGAAACCCGACAGAGCAAAUUGGCAGCUGCCAAGAAAAAGUUGAGGGAGUAUCAGCAGAAGAAUAAUCCUGGUACUCCUGCAGGAGUAAAGAAAAAACGGAAGAUCAAAAAUGGGAGUUGCUCAGAAACAACAGCUUCUCAUAGUUGUCACUCCCCUGAGGAUAUUCAGGACAUCCUGAAGGUGCUGGUGUCCGACCUUAACCGCUCCAAUGGGGUAGCACUCCCCCCAUUGGACAAGUGGCAGGCGCCCAAAGACCGCGCCACUCCUGCCAAACCAACUAUUGAUGACACCGUGGCACCUGAUGGUGUCCCUUCGCCUUGUGCUAGUCCCCUUCGUGUUACUAGCAUGGCGUCAGUUCAGAGUCACGAUGCAGAAAAUGGCCCUUUCCUUACGGAUGAAAACGAAUGUCUGUCAUCUACCGAGAGCCUGCGACAACUUUCUCAGCAGCUCAAUGGUCUUGUGUCUGAGUCUUCAUCCUACGUCAAUGGAGAGGGCCUGUCAUCUGCUAAUAUGAAGGAUCUGGAGAGCCGGUACCAAGAGCUAUCACUAGCCCUGGACUCCAGCAAUCUAACAAACAAACAACUCAGUAACAAGAUAGAAGAAUUGAAGAAGCAAAACCAGGAAUCUUUGGACCAACUGGAAAAAGAGAAGAAGGAGUUUGAGCAGAAGCUUGCCAAGGAGCAGGGCUCCCUAAGGGAGCAACUGCAGGUUCAUAUCCAGACCAUAGGAAUUCUGGUGUCUGAGAAGACUGAGUUACAGACAGCCUUGGCGCAUACCCAGCAGGCAGCCAGGCAAAAAGCAGGAGAAUCUGAAGAUCUUGCUAGUCGUCUGCAGUCUUCCCGCCAGCGCAUCGGAGAACUGGAGCGCACCCUGUCUGCCGUCUCCACGCAGCAGAAACAGGUGGAGAGGCACAACAAGGACCUAACCAAAGAGCGAGAUGCCCUGAAGCUGGAGUUAUACAAGAACAACAAAAACACCGAGGACCUGAAGCAGCAGAACUCGGAACUGGAAGAGAAGCUUCGGGUGUUGGUGAACGAGAAGGCGGGCAUGAAGCUCAAGAUGGAGGAGCUGCAGAAAAAGCUGGAGAUGUCAGAGCUUCUGCUGCAGCAGUUUUCUAGUGAAUUGAAACCCCACGAUAGCAGCCAGGAGUUACAGCAGGCCCUAGAGGAACGGGCACGCCUGGAGGCCCGUGUGGGGCAGCUGAGCGAUUUACUGAAGCAACUGCAAUUUGAAAGAGACUGUUAUGUGGAGAAUCUGAAGGAGGACAGUGCUUACUGGCAAGACAAAAUGCGGCAAAUGUCCGAACAGAUGCACAAACUGAGGGACGAGAAGGAGCAUAGUGUGUGUCAGGUGCAGGAACUGGAGGCCAGCGUGGCCGAACUGAAGAAGCAGCUGGUGGUGCCUCCAGCCCCAGAGCCCCCAGCUGGGCCCUCGGAGGAGGAGCAGCGGCUGCAAAUGGAGGCGGAGCAACUACAGAAGGAACUGGAGAUCCUGGCCGGGCAGCUGCAAGCCCAGGUGAAGGACAACGAAGGUCUGAGUCGCCUGAACCAGGAGCAGGAGCAGCGGCUGCUGGAGCUGGAGCGCGCCGCCGAGUGCUGGGGGGACCAGGCUGAGGAGCGCAAGAGGAUCCUGGAGACCAUGCAGAGCGACCGCACCACCAUCAGCCGUGCGCUGUCCCAGAACCGCGAGCUCAAGGAGCAGCUGGCUGAGCUGCAGGACGGCUUCGUCAAGCUGUCCAAUGAGAACAUGGAGGUUACCACUGCGCUGCAGACAGAACAGCACAUCAAGAAUGAGCUGGCCAAGAGACUGGGCCAGCUGCAGGAGAAGCUGGGGGAGCUGAAGGAGACAGUGGAGCUGAAGAGCCAGGAGGCCGAGAGCCUGCAGCAGCAGCGCGACCAGUAUGUGAGCCACCUGCAGCAGUAUGUGGCGGCCUAUCAGCAGCACGUGGCUGCCUACCAGCAACUGGCUUCGGACAAGGAGCUCCUGCAGAGGCAGGUCCUGGUGCAGACCCAGCUCAUGGACCGGCUGCAGAGCGAGGAUAUUGAGGUCAAGGUGGCGGCCGAGAAGGCCCGCCAAGAGUUAGAGGAGACCCAGGGACGCCUGGAAGCUGCCACCCAGCAGAACCAGCAGCUCCAGGCCCAGCUGAGCCUCAUGGCUAUGCCUGGAGAAGGAGACGGACUGGACGGUGAGGAGGAGGACGAGGCGGCUGCCCGUCCGAAGCUGAGCAUGCCAGAGGGCCUGGAUAGCCGAGAGGCCAUGGUGGCAUAUUUGAACUCGGCCUUAGCCGGUGCUGAGGAAGAGAAGGCCCGGCUGCGUGGGCAGCUGAAGCAACAAAAGCUGCAUUGUCAGCGCCUGGCUCACCUGGUGGCCCCCGGCCAAGAGCAGGAGGCAGGUGACAAGGCCCCCGGGAGCGGGGAUGACAGUGUGCCUGUGGAGACCCACCAGGCCCUCCAGGAGGCAAUGGACAAGCUGCAGGGCCGCUUCACGGCCCUCAUACAGGAGAAGGUGGAUCUGAAGGAGCGGGUGGAUGAGCUGGAGCAUCGGUGCAUCCAGCUUUCUGGAGAGACGGACACUAUUGGAGAGUAUAUUGCCCUCUACCAGAGUCAGAGGGCCGUGCUCAAGGAGCGGCACCGGGAGAAGGAGGAGUACAUUAGCCGGCUGGCUCAGGACAAGGAGGAAAUGAAGGUGAAGCUGCUGGAGCUGCAGGACUUGGUGCUUCGCCUAGUCGACGAGCGUGACAAAUGGCAGGGCAAGUACCUGGCCGCUGCCCAGAACCCUGCUGGGGAGCCUGCUGCGGCAACCCCAGCCCGAGAGCUUGGCGAUGCCGAUGGCCAGGGCGAUGGCCAGGGCGAUAUUCAAGAGGUGAACCUGGCCAACAAGGAGAGUGUGGCACCUCCCCAGGGAGAGGCCCUGCCGGGCCGCAGUGCCCCCGAGAACCCUACUGCACAGCAGAUCUUACAGCUGCUGCGAGAGAUGCAGAACACCCAGCAGCGCCCAGGCUUGGGCGACAACCCCUGCAUCCCUUUCUUCUACCGGGCUGAUGACAACGACGAGGUGAAGAUCAUGGUGAUCUAAGCCCGUCGCCAACAAGCAACAUCUGAAGCAGUGGGGCUGGGGGCUCUGCCCCCACCCUGUCCCCGCCACCCUAUCCUUCCUUCAUGUCCCCGCCACCCUAUCAUUCCUUCCCAGGUACCUUUUUUUCCCUACACUAGCAAGAUAGAACCCCUAAAAAGGGGUAUGAUAAGCCCCCUAAUGGGGAGAAAUAGGUGCAGACCCCCUUGCCACCUAGGCAAGACCUGUAUCUUUAUAUCUGGACUCUUCGUGGUUCCAGAAAAACAAAGAGCCAGAGGCUCAGUAAGUUAAAUAGUUUAUUUAUAGUUUAUUUAUAGGUAUGAAAAGCCCCCUAAAAAAAAUAAAAAUAAAAAAAAAGAAAAAAAAGAAGAAAAAAGAAGAAAAAAAAAAAAAAGAAAAGCCCCCAAUGGGGAGAAAUAGGUGCAGACCCCCUUGCCACCUAGGCAAGACCUGUAUCUUUAUAUCUGGACUCUUCGUGGUUCCAGAAAAACAGAGCCAGAGGCUCAGUAAGUUAAAUAGUUUAUUUAUAGGUAUGAAAAGCCCCCUAAAAAAAAUAAAAAUUAAAAAAAAGGAAAAAAAAGGAAAAAAAGAAAAAAAAAGAAUAAAAAAGAAUAAAAAAGAAAAAAAAAAAAAGAAAAGCAAAGCCUCCUGAUGGGGAGAAAUAGGUGCAGACCCCCUUGCCACCUAGGCAAGACCUGUAUCUUUAUAUCUGGACUCUUCGUGGUUCCAGAAAAACAAAGAGCCAGAGGCUCAGUAAGUUAAAUAGUUUAUUUAUAGGUAUGAAAAGCCCCCUAAAAAAAAAAAAAAAAAAAGAAUAAAAAACAAAAAAAAAGAAAAAAAUAAUAAAAAAGAAAAAAAAGAAUUAAAAAAAGAAUAAAAAAGAAGAAAAAGAAUAAAAAAGAAAAAAAAAAGAAAAAAAAAGAAUUUAAAAAAAAGCCCCCUAAUGGGGAGAAAUAGGUGCAGACCCCCUUGCCACCUAGGCAAGACCUGUAUCUUUAUAUCUGGACUCUUCGUGGUUCCAGAAAAACAAAGAGCCAGAGGCUCAGUAAGUUAAAUAGUUUAUUUAUAGGUAUGAAAAGCCGCCUAAAAAAAAAAAAAAAAAAAGAGAAAAAAAAAGAAUAAAAAAGAAAAAAAGAAAAGCCUCCUAAUGGGGAGAAAUAGGUGCAGACCCCCUUUGCCACCGAGGCAACAGCUGUAUCUUUAUAUCUGGACUCUGCGUGGUUCCAGAAAAACACAGAGCCAGAGGCUCAGUAAGUUAAUUUAGGAGGCUCCCUCUCUUGGGGAGCAGGGGUUCCCUGGUGACCACCUCACCCCCACCAAGCAGUCCUCAUUCAGAGGGGCUCACGCAUCCUCUAUUCAGAGGCACUUUGGGGCACAAGUCCCCCCCUGUCCAGCUAGACGACCGGGCAGCACUCUCCCGGGCCUCUCUGAGGCCAGGCAAAGCCCUAAGCUGGUGGUGGGGUGGGCUCCCUCCUCAGUGUAUUAUACUGUACUUGUGUAAUAUUUUGUAUAUUCUGGGGACCCAACACCCCCUGUAUCAUAGAGGUUGGAGCUGACAAAUGGGCAAGAGGUUAACAGUAUCCAGGAAAUGGGGAAACUUAUUUAUUAAUAGCAUAACAGGACAAAGGAAGACCAUAAGAAGGCGGGGACGGGCUUUAGCCCAGGUGAUUCGACUCCUGUUUGCUUUUUAUUUCGGAAUAAAUAAACGGAUUUAGCCAUA
This is a messenger RNA of Lutra lutra (Eurasian river otter), 4904 nucleotides long. It is a transcript of the gene GOLGA2, whose product is annotated as golgin A2. Bases 71 to 3187 code for a protein of 1038 amino acids. Lineage: Eukaryota; Metazoa; Chordata; Mammalia; Carnivora; Mustelidae. Gene Ontology annotation, cellular component: Golgi cisterna membrane; Golgi cis cisterna; cis-Golgi network. Gene Ontology annotation, molecular function: protein binding. The record is from RefSeq and is a predicted model, not a curated record. The transcript is spliced from 28 exons. Gene Ontology annotation, biological process: Golgi organization; spindle assembly.